UUGACUCUCUCUCUCUCUCUAUCUCCGUGUCUGUCUGUCUGCUGUUUGCAAUGGGUGCCGAGCUUAGACUCUCCCUGUGCGCCUUCUCACUUCUCUGCCCUUUUCCCCUUCCUUAAAGCUUCCUUCUUUAUUUAUGCAUUUUCUGAUCUUUUCUCUAGUAACAGGAACUCGAAUCUCUUCUAUCUUCUCACAGAUCUCUAUCUCUGCCUGUAUUGGGGACUUGUUGUUAAUGGAUUGGAGCUCUGGUGGUGAUCAAAAUUGGUAUUAUGGUAAUUUUAAUGUGGCAAGGGACUACAUUUUUGGAUUCGAAGUGAUAUAGAUGAAUCCUGUGGCUUUUUCGAAAAGGGUGAUUUUGGUUUGACACUAACCAUCUGGUUCUUGAGCUUCUGGUAGUGCUUUGAUUCAAGGAUUUUCAUAAUUCUUUGAGAUAAACAAACUUCUUUGUUAUUGCAUGGGGAUUUUGAGCAAAAAUUGAAGUGUAUCCUUUGCAGUGAUCAUUGCAAUGGGGGGGCUUUGCUCGAGGAGUUCGACUGUAGAUAAUGCUCCCGGUGGAGGCUUUCCACAUAUGAAUGGUCAUUUUAAUGGCUCUGGCUUCGUUUAUCAGUCCCGCCAAUUGAAAAUAAAUAGCAAUAUAAAUCCUUCUCCAGUUGGGGAAAAUGUUGAAAAUAAGCAAGUAAGAGAACCCUUUUCAUUUCCAGAGGUAAAUGUGGUUUCACCAUAUGGGAUGGACGGAAAUGAUAUUGAUGAUGGUAUUCCUCGUUUAUCAAGGGCUUUAUCAAAUAAAUCUAGAUCAACCAAGUCUAAGCAGGCUGCUGUUGCGAAGGUUUCAGAAGUGAGCUCUCUUUUAGGCAGAGCUGGGACUGCUGGGCUUGGGAAGGCAGUGGAAGUGUUGGAUACACUUGGCAGUAGCAUGACAAAUUUAAAUCUCAGCAGUGGUUUUACCUCUGGAGUGACAACAAAAGGGAAUAAAAUUUCAAUUUUGGCAUUUGAAGUUGCUAAUACCAUCGUUAAGGGUGCCAAUCUGAUGCAAUCCCUUUCAAAAGAAAAUAUUAAGCAUUUAAAAGAGGUUGUGCUUCUUUCAGAAGGGGUGCAAAAUUUGAUAUCAAGGGAUAUGGAAGAACUCUUGAGAAUUGCAGCGGCUGACAAGAGAGAGGAAUUGAAAGUUUUUUCUGGAGAAGUCGUACGUUUUGGAAAUCGUUGCAAAGAUCCUCAAUGGCACAACUUGGACCGUUACUUUGGAAAGCUGGGUUCAGAACUCACACCCGAAAAGCAAUUGAAGGAAGAAGCUGAUAUGAUGAUGCAGGGAUUGAUGACUUUUGUUCAAUAUACAGCUGAAUUAUAUCAUGAAAUGCAUGCCUUGGAUAGAUUUGAACAAGAUUACCGGCGUAAGCUUCAAGAAGAUGACAGCACAAAUGGUCCUCAAAGGGGUGACAGCCCUGCAAUUUUGAGGGCAGAGUUAAAGUCUCAGAGGAAGCAUGUGAAAAGUUUGAAGAAGAAAUCACUUUGGUCCAAGAUUUUGGAAGAGGUAAUGGCAAAGCUGGUAGAUAUUGUCCAUUUCUUGCAUUUGGAGAUCCAUGAAGCUUUUGGUAGUGCUGAUGGUGAUGGACCAGUAAAAGGUUCUUUGAGCAGUCAGAGAAAAUUGGGCUCUGCUGGUCUUGCAUUGCAUUAUGCAAAUAUUAUCACUCAAAUUGAUACUCUGGUGUCCCGUUCAAGUUCUGUCCCCCCAAAUACGAGGGAUGCCUUGUACCAAGGGCUGCCACCAAGUAUCAAAUCUGCCUUGCGCUCCAAAUUACAGUCCUUCCACAUGAAGGAAGAGCUUACGGUUGCACAAAUCAAAGCUGAAAUGGAGAAAACUUUACAGUGGCUUAUUCCGGUUGCUGCUAACACAACCAAAGCUCAUCAUGGAUUUGGGUGGGUUGGAGAAUGGGCAAAUACUGGGUCUGAAGUUAAUCGGAAACCUACCGGACAGACAGACUUGCUCAGAAUCGAGACCUUACACCAUGCAGAUAAAGAGAAGACUGAAGCUUACAUUCUUGAAUUGGUAGUUUGGCUUCACGAUCUUGUGAGCCAAGCAAAGGCAAGCAAUGGUGGAAUCAGAUCUCCAGUUAAAUCUCCAAUUCGAUCGCCUAAUCAGAAGACAAUUCAGUUAUCAACCCACAAACCAAGCUCGCCAUCCCCCACGCUGACAGUUGAAGAUCAAGAGAUGCUUCGAGACGUGAGCAAGAGAAAAAAGACACCUGGGAUAAGCAAGAGUCAGGAAUUUGAUACUGCAAAAACCAGAUUAAGCAAACACCACAGAUUGAGUAAGAGUAGCAGCCACUCACCAAUGACUGAAGGUAAAAAAGAUCAUUUCCGUUUCCCUUUGAGAAGGCCAUCAUCAGUUCCUGUCAUUGACUUCGACAUAGACCGGAUUAAAGCUUUGGAUGUUAUCGAUCGAGUUGACACAAUUAGAAGUUUAUGAUUGUAUCAGUAAUGGCCAUUUUGAGGCAAAGAACAGAGGCAUGUGCAAAGGAUGAAUUAUCCCAUCUGAUGCCAUUUUCUCUUGGUUUCUGGUGGGUGAGAUUUAAAUUCUGUUGGUAGCAAAUCAUUGUUUUUCUUUAUGUAUUAGAAUUUUAAGGUGCUAGAGAAUAUCAGGCUUGUAGUGUCUGCUUAGUUCUUCUGUGUACAGAAUAUUUUUGAAUGAUUUUAUAAUAAUUUAAAGUUCAACUUUUUCCUCA
This is a messenger RNA of Manihot esculenta (cassava), 2717 nucleotides long. Its product is annotated as protein PSK SIMULATOR 1. Bases 503 to 2461 code for a protein of 652 amino acids. The record is from RefSeq and is a predicted model, not a curated record. NCBI's taxonomy places the organism in Eukaryota, Viridiplantae, Streptophyta, Magnoliopsida, Malpighiales, Euphorbiaceae. The transcript has 13 exons. Gene Ontology annotation, biological process: positive regulation of growth.